Seminavis robusta is the source of this 2191-nucleotide messenger RNA. NCBI's taxonomy places the organism in Eukaryota, Bacillariophyta, Bacillariophyceae, Naviculales, Naviculaceae. The record is from the annotation of a GenBank genome assembly.
GAAGAACAUCAUGACUUUCAUUCAUGCGAGAACCCUGGGGCAACCAGGCGCUAAGCAAUUUUGGCCAAUUUUGUAGCGUUACCAUUGAGAGCUCUUGCUUGGCUACAGGGAGCUUGGAUAGCGGCGGUGAAGAAGCAAGAAGUGUGCCCAACGAGUUUGCUUUUGUGGUCUGAACAGAUCCUUGUGUGUUGUUUGUCUGAUGGUCAACUCGACCAAGCAAGGAGCGACGAAAAGAAAGCAUCCCGCAUCGAUAUACAUCCCAUUGACGGAUGAUUUGGCACCCCUGGCUACAAAGGGGAACAGGUUUGAGAGUUCAUUAAUAAAAGCAAACAACGGUACAACGGUACAACGCUUUGUUGAACACCAAUCCAACCAUCCAUCCAACUGCACUUCCACCAACAGCUAGCUAGAAUCCAUUGGGUAGAAGAGGGGAUACUCUUGGGUAUUCUAUUCACAUCAAACAAUAAUCAACUUUCAUAUCCAUUCACUCAAUAGAAACACAGAAAGACAGAGUGGAAAAUGCCGUCCAGUCACGGUAGCAGUGGCGGCAAGAAGAAGAGUUCUUCCUCGGGCAGCCCCGUCAAGUUGACAAUCGACGAUGCUUUAGCCCGAUUGGAAUAUGGUCCCUUCCACACGCGCCUGUUGAUCAUGGGAGGAAUUGCCACCAUGGCCAACUGCAUGGCCGUCAUGGCGUCCUUCUUUUUCCCACAAGACUUUGACGGCGGCAACCUGUCCGAUUUCCAAGCGGCAUCCUUGACGGCCAUUUUGUUCCUGGGUACCUUUAUGGGAGUCUUCUUUGUCAAUUUCGCCUCGGAUUCGUUUGGACGACGGAGUACCUUUCUCGUGUGUGCUGCCACCACGUCCCUCUUUGGCUUUGUGGGCGGUCUCAUGCCCAACUAUGCCGGUAUCAUGAUUAUGCGAUUCCUUGUGGGAUUUGGAUUGGGUGGAACCAAUGCACCCUUUUACUACCUCGCGGAAUUCGUACCUCAUCAACAGCGGGGUGUCACACUCCUCAAACUCGGAUACGCAUGGGCGUUGGGGUCCAUUGUGACGCCCUUUUUGGGAUUGGCUACCCUCGACAAGGAUGGAUUGGGACCGCCAGUCUUUUUGUUUCUCUGCAGUAUCCCCAGUGUCAUUUCCCUCGUGGCGGGUUUCAUGAUUUUACCCGAAUCGCCUCGUUGGCUCAUGAGCAAGGGACAAAACGAAGUCGCACUCAGUAUUCUCCGGGAUGCCGCCAUUAUCAAUCAUCAAGAUCCUUGGGCGAUUUGUCCCCAAUCGGCACAUCUCAUGCGAGGGGGCAAGACCAAAUCCAAAUGGAAGGCCAUUACACGAUUGUUUCGCAAAGAAUGGCGUCGCAUGAUCAUGUGUCUCUUGCCAACGUUCCUCGUGGUCGACUUUUUGUAUUACUCGUACGUGCAACUCAUUCACAUGACCAUUUCCAAUACGGACGGAGCAGAAGAUGACUUUGAAUUUGUGUGGAUUGGGGUGUCAGCCAUUGCCGAGUUGGCGGGAAUCGCCAUUGCCAUUUUUGCCAUUGAUCGAGUGGGACGGGUCCCCACACAGGCCGUGUCCUAUUUGGUGGCCGGAAUUCUUAUUAUGGGCAUUGGCAUUGGACGCAACGUCGAAGACAAUACCACCGAUGAUCGCAUCGCCACGAGUUAUCUCUUUUAUCUCUGUUUCGUGGCACGUAUGUUCAUCACGUUAGCUACGAAUGUGACUUGGGUACACACGGUCGAAAUCUUGCCCAAGAAGAUCCGGGCCACCUUUCAUAUCACGGCUCAUGCUCUGGCCAGUUUGGGUGGUGCUGCCAGUGCCUACCACAUGGUCACUCCGGGCAUGAAGUUUAGCGUUGUCGCCAUUGUCGUGGGAGUCAUCACCUUGUUGACCAGUUUGUUGACGUGGACGUUCCCCGAAACCAAAACAUUGGCCCUUGGCAACAGUGUCAGUCGAUCCAUUUCCCGUGAUGGAGUCUUUACGAACAGAGACAACGAAGAAGAAAAGAGCAUGCUAUCCAGGAGUAGUGACGACUCUACAAUCGACCCUUCGCUUGGUUCGCUGUGAGCACAAUCUUACUGGCGAAGCAAGUGUGGCCAAGUCCAGCCAGUUAGUGUCUCGGCAACUUUAUACGAUACGUUUCUUGCAUGUUUUUAGUAAAAACACAUUACUACUAGCUAGUAACCAGAGUGCACUC